Molecule: messenger RNA, 1201 nt
Organism: Myripristis murdjan (pinecone soldierfish)
Lineage: Eukaryota; Metazoa; Chordata; Actinopteri; Holocentriformes; Holocentridae
Gene: nudt7
Product: nudix (nucleoside diphosphate linked moiety X)-type motif 7
Exons: 4
Coding region: 342-1010 (222 amino acids)
Biological process (GO): coenzyme A catabolic process
Molecular function (GO): coenzyme A diphosphatase activity
Source: RefSeq, a predicted model, not a curated record
AUCUUUAAUAUAAAAUAUCUUUGAUAUGGCUGAACUGUCGCGCGGUAUGACGUCAGAAUUAUGUUUUCGUUUUCCCGUGUUGUGAAUUUGCGGCGCUGGAAAUUCAUGCAGCUAUCUUCUUAAUGGACAAUAACACCGUCGUAACGCGCUAAAAUUAAAACAUUUUCGUGGUAGCGUUGACUGUUUAUAUGUUGUGUUGACUUUUUUGGCGUAGGACAGGUGAUGUCAGUCUCGAAGGUGAUGGAAAUAGGAGGGUUUCUUUACUCUGUGGGCAAAAGUGCAAACCGCUUUGCUUCCGGGUUGGACGUCCAGUCGGUGUCCGCCUGAAUAACAGUUGGCCCAUGAUGGACAAGAAGGAUGAAGUAAUUGCUAAUUUGAAGCGGUUUGACAUCGGAAGCACCUUCUCCUACCUGCCCGUCCUGCCCAAAGCCUCCGUCCUGGUCCCGCUGUUCGUGCGCCAAGGAGAGCUGCACGUCCUCAUGACCCUGCGCUCAAAACAGCUGCGGAGCGGUGCCGGGGAGGUGUGUUUUCCAGGAGGGAAGCGGGACCCCGGUGACAGAGAUGACACAGACACUGCCCUGAGGGAGGCACAGGAGGAGAUCGGGCUUCCGCCUGAGCAGGUCCAGGUGGUCUGCACACUGUUUCCUAUUAUCAACAAGAGCGGGCUACUGGUGACCCCAGUUGUUGGAUUCAUAGAGGAGUCAUUUUGUCCCCGUCCCAACCCCACUGAGGUGAGUGCCGUGUUCACCGUCCCUCUGGACUUCUUCACCAGGGAGAGGGACCACACCGCCUGCAGCCUCCCUGAGACAACCGGCUUCUUGCACAGUUUCCAUUAUACGAGCCCUGAUUCAGGAGACCGCUAUCACAUAUGGGGUCUGACUGCCAUAUUGGCCACGGUGGUUGCAGUCCUUGCUCUCAGGAGAAAGCCCGAGUUUGAUGUUGGGUUUGACUCCGAGGACCCGCUGACAUUCUUCCAGCAGAAUCUAAACAGAAGAAUCAGUAAACUAUGACUGAGACGUUUUCCAAUCAUCUUCAUGUUUGUUCCAUUAUAAAGUUAUUUAAUUCAGAACUGACUGUGGCUGCUGGCCCAGCAUACAACUACAGACCAGUUGAGAUUCCUAAAGAGUAAAUAUGGUUUAAUGAAGAGUGUUUUCUAUUUGUGUGGAUAUGUUGUUGUUAUUCAAAAGAAUUAAAAUUCAUC